UAAGUAUUGCUACAGAACGUAAUAUCAGUGAGAUGCGAGAAGAUGAUUCUGAUGGGAAAAAAUCAGAAGAACUAUGUAAUAGUAAUACACAUAAUUUUGAGUAUACUAAAAAGUGCCAGCACUGAAAACGUCACUUCCAAUUUCGAGAAUGAAUUCAACGACACAGAUGGUACACACGGCGACCACACAACAAACACACUUCCUCGGACUGCGCUAGCUUUAGACAGUAGUAGUAACGUGGUGGUGACAACACUUCUUGCCUGUAAUAAAGAGAAAGAACUAAAGAGUUCCACUUGGAAUUCAUUUGAGUUAUUGCCACAAAAUGGACAACCAAAAGUUAAAUUGCUAUUGAAUAUGUCCAUGAUAAGUCAGAUUUUAACAAACGAUACUGGGAAUGGCACUGAAACGAAAAUACGUGGCGCCAUUGUCUUCACGGAAACCCAAAGUAAUAAUAGCUGCGAUCCAGACGUUAUAAAUGAACAGGGAGAGUUACAAAGUUCAGUUAUACUUAACUCACCAGAUAGUGAAACCAUUCCAGUUUCACGUACUCGCCUAUUGCAUUCAGUAGAACAAUUGGAUUUAGAGUUUUCAAUACCACCGCCUAUGGAUUUAGUAGCUUCAUUAAUAGAUAGAACGCCACCCAUAGAAAUGACAUCUAUAGCCACCACAGAACAAUGCCUCUACUACUCAACUACAACACCGAUUCCAACAACCACAACACCGGUUCCAACAACCACAACACCGGUUCCAACGACUACAACUCCAGUGCCAACAACUACGACACCGGUGCCAACAACUACAACGCCAGUUCCAACAACCACAACACCGGUUCCAACGACUACAACACCAGUUCCAACAACCACAACACCGUUCCAACAACCACAACGCCAGUUCCAACAACUACAACGCCGGUUCCAACAACCACGACACCGGUUCCAACAACUACAACGCCAGUUCCAACAACUACAACGCCAGUUCCAACAACCACAACACAACUUCCAACAACUACAACUCCGGUUCCAACAACCACAACACCAGUCCCAACAACCACAACACCAGUUCCAACAACUACAACGCCAGUUCCAACAACCACAACACCAGUUCCAACGACUACAACUCCAGUGCCUACUACCACGACACCGGUUCCAACAACUACAACGCCGGUUCCAACGACUACAACGCCGGUUCCAACAACUACAACGCCAGUUCCUACAACCACAACACCACUUCCAACAACUACAACGCCAGUUCCAACAACCACAACACAACUUCCAACAACUACAACUCCGGUUCCAACAACCACAACACCAGUCCCAACAACCACAACACCAGUUCCAACAACUACAACGCCAGUUCCCACAACCACGACACCUGUUCCAACAACCACAACACCGGUUCCAACAACCACAACACCAGUUCCAACAACUACAACUCCUGUUCCAACAACCACAACACCAGUUCCAACGACUACAACACCAGUUCCAACAACUACAACGCCUGUUGCAACAACUACAACGCCAGUUUCAACAACCACAACACCGAUUCCAACCACUACAACGCCAGUUCCAACAACUACAACGCCACUUCCGACAACUACAACGCCGGUUCCAACAACCACGACACCGGUUCCAACAACUACAACGCCAGUUCCAACAACUACAACGCCACUUCCGACAACUACAACGCCGGUUCCAACAACCACAACACCAGUUCCAACAACCACAACGCCUGUUCCAACAACUACAACUCCUGUUCCAACAACCACAACACCAGUUCCAACAACUACAACGCCAGUUCCAACAACCACAACACCAGUUCCAACAACUACAACUCCUGUUCCAACGACCACAACACCAGUUCCAACAACCACAACGCCUGUUCCAACAACUACAACUCCUGUUCCAACAACCACAACACCAGUUCCAACAACUACAACGCCAGUUCCAACAACCACAACACCAGUUCCAACAACCACAACGCCUGUUCCAACAACUACAACUCCUGUUCCAACAACCACAACACCAGUUCAAACAACUACAACGCCUGUUCCAACAACUACAACGCCGGUUCCAACAACCACAACACCGGUUCCAACGACUACAACUCCAGUGCCCACAACUACAACGCCAGUUCCAACAACUACAACGCCGGUUCCAACAACCACAACACCGGUUCCAACGACUACAACUCCAGUGCCAACAACAACGACACCGGUUCCAACGACUACAACGCCAGUUCCAACAACCACAACGCCAGUUUCGACAACUACAACGCCGGUUCCAACAACCACGACACCGGUUCCAACAACUACAACGCCAGUUCCAACAACUACAACGCCAGUUCCAACAACCACAACACCAGUCCCAACAACCACAACACCAGUUCCAACGACUACAACUCCCGUGCCCACAACCACGACACCGGUUCCAACAACUACAACGCCAGUUCCAACAACUACAACACCGGUUCCAACAACCACAACACCGGUUCCAACGACUACAACACCAGUGCCCACAACAACGACACCGGUUCCAACGACUACAACGCCAGUUCCAACAACUACAACGCCGGUUCCAACAUCUACAACGCCAGUUCCUACAACCACAACACCACUUCCAACAACUACGACGCCAGUUCCAACAACCACGACACCUGUUCCAACAACUACAACGCCAGUUCCAACAACUACAACUCCGGUUCCAACAACCACAACACCAGUUCCAACAACUACAACGCCGGAUCCAACAACCACAACACCUGUUCCAACAUCUACAUCAAAUCCAACAACGACAUCGCCCGCAGAAACCACCACUGCAGAAACUACUAUAGAUGACUGUCCAACGGAUGUUGAUGAUCAAUGCUCCUCAACAACUACCACUCCUGUUCCCACAACUACAACGCCAGUUCCCACAACCACACCUGUUCCAACAACCACAACACCGGCUCCCACAACAACAACUCCUGUGUUAACAACCACAACACCGGUUCCAACCACAACGCCAGUUCCAACAACCACAACAGCGGUUCCAACAACCACAACACCGGUUCCCACAACUACAACUCCAGUUCCAACAACUACUACACCGGUUCCAACCACAACGCCUGUUCCAACAACCACAACAUCGGUUUCAACAACCACAACACCGGUACCAACAACUACAACGCCAGUUCCCACAACCACGACACCUGUUCCAACAACCACAACACCGGUUCCAACAACCACAACACCGGUUCCCACAACUACAACUCCAGUUCCAACAACCACAACACCUAAACCAACCACCACAUCACCGAUUGCAACUACCACCACACCGGUUCCAACAACCACAACACCGGUUCCAACAACCACAACACCGGUUCCCACAACCACAACACCGGUUCCCACAACUACAACUCCAGUUCCAACAACCACAACACCGAAACCAACCCCCACAACACCGAUUGCAACUACCACCACACCGGUUCCAAUUACCACGACACCGGUUCCAACAACCACAACACCAAAACCUACUACUACAACACCGAAACCAACCACCACAACACCGAUUGCAACUACCACCACACCGGUUCCAAUUACCACGACACCGGUUCCAACAACCACAACACCAAAACCUACGACUACAACACCGAAACCAACCACCACAACACCGAUUGCAGUGACUACCACACCGGAUCCAACAACCACAACACCGGUUCCAACAACUACAACGCCAGUUCCCACAACCACGACACCUGCUCCAACAACUACAACGCCCGUUCCAACAACCACAACACCGGUUCCCACAACCACAACACCGGUUCCCACAACUACUACUCCAGUUCCAACAACCACAACACCGAAACCAACCACCACAACACCAAUUGCAACUACCACCACACCGGAUCCAACAACCACAACACCGGUUCCAACAACUACAACGCCAGUUCCCACAACCACGACACCUGCUCCAACAACUACAACGCCCGUUCCAACAACCACAACACCGGUUCCCACAACCACAACACCGGUUCCCACAACUACAACUCCAGUUCCAACAACCACAACACCGAAACCAACCACCACAACACCGAUUGCAACUACCACCACACCGGUUCCAAUUACCACGACACCGGUUCCAACAACCACAACACCGAAACCAACCACCACAACACCGAUUGCAGUGACUACCACACCGGUUCCAACAACUACAACGCCAGCGCUAACAACAACGACACCAGUUCCAACAACUAUGGGACCUACAACACCUCCUGACAACCAAUGCCCUAUAAUUAAGCCUCCUGCUGUAACAACAACUGCUCCAAUCCAAUGUAACUCAAGCGCAACCAUACAAGAAUCUACUUGUGACACCGUAACUGUUAUUAUCAAAAUAGGGGAGUCCACUGUGACGCUUGAUGUUGGAGAUUCUACUACCAUUAUAAUGAACACAGACGACGUGGGUAAAUGUACGGGAAUUAAUGGUUGCCAAGGUGUGCAGUGCAUAUCGACUACUCCUGUGGAUCCUACAAAUUGUGGUUUCAAUUGCGAUCCUUCUGUGGUAAUCACAUUACCAAACUCAACUCCAAGUCUGGUCGUAAUUCCAUCAAAUGAUAGUAUCUCAACAUCAGUUAUAAUAAAUCCUCCAAAGUUAAGUACGAAAAUGUUUUCUCGUUCAAUAAUUUCGCCACGUUAUGUUGACGAUAACGAAUUUAGGUGUCCAGGAGUUGGAAAAUAUCCAGAUGAAGUUUAUUGUAAUAUCUAUUACUUGUGUUUGAACAAUAGUUUAUUUGGUAGUAAACAAUAUUGCGUUGACGGAAGCAAUUUCGACGCAAAAAGUAAACGCUGUACCGCAUCACCUGUGCAGUGCCCCGGAGAACCAGAUUUGGAAUGUGCCUUUGUGGGGUACCAUUCGCAUCCGUUGUACUGCAACAGAUACUAUUUGUGCACUUGGAAUGCGAGCGAUCAAAUGUACGACGUGCAACACUACCGCUGUCCAAAUCAACACAAAUUUGAUGCAGGAAUACUGCAGUGUAAGACCGAAAAUGUAGAAUGUUCUCCGUAUUCCACUAUAGAAAUUCCUUUGAACGAACAACCGCAGUUCACUUGCGAAGCGAACGGGCUGUACGAAAACGAAUACGACUGUACAGAAUACUACCUUUGUCGGCACUCAAAUCCAGUGGCUAUAAGGAAGAAAUGCCAAGGUGAAAUGUAUUUCGACAGACUACGUAAAAUAUGUAUGAAUAAGGAAGAAGUGCAUUGUCCGAUAAGCGUGGCGAAUUCUUAGAGCUCCCACCAGAAGAAUUCCGACCACCUACUAUCAAGUACCUAUACUCUUUAUACCUAAGUUAGGUGCGGUCAAAAUUUUCACCCAUUGCGGCGCACGCAAUAGUGAUAGUGAAAGUUUUGCCUCUCAAACAAUAAAUGCAUAACAUUUUGA
This is a messenger RNA of Photinus pyralis (common eastern firefly), 5414 nucleotides long. Its product is annotated as mucin-2-like. Gene Ontology annotation, cellular component: extracellular region. Gene Ontology annotation, molecular function: chitin binding. The transcript is spliced from 3 exons. The record is from RefSeq and is a predicted model, not a curated record. Lineage: Eukaryota; Metazoa; Arthropoda; Insecta; Coleoptera; Lampyridae. The coding region runs from base 675 to 5261 and encodes 1528 amino acids.